Molecule: messenger RNA, 740 nt
Organism: Dentiscutata heterogama
Lineage: Eukaryota; Fungi; Glomeromycota; Glomeromycetes; Diversisporales; Gigasporaceae
Source: the annotation of a GenBank genome assembly
AUGGACAAAGAAAUAAGAGAAUUCCUGGGCGAAAAUAUUUGUAAAACUCUUAAUUCCAAUAAUCCAUGUAUAUUAGAACAUCAUUUUGAAUCUCUUAACGAAGAUCUUCAAGUUGAAUGUGCCUCAGCUUUUCGCAAAGAGUUUAAAAAAUUCAUGUAUAAUAGUGGAUCAACAUGGAACGUUAAAGAUUCAGAAUCAAUGUUUCGGUUGUUUUCUCAAUUAUUUAUCUCAGAAUCGGAUAUUGUAGAAAUAUUAGAUCUUCUUUCCAAAUCGACAAAUCUAUAUUUGCUACAAUCGUUUCCUAAGUGGUUAAAAUCCACGUUAGAAUUAAAAGAUAACAUACAAUUAUCGAACAACAAUAUCUCAUCAACCAAUAUUUCAUCAAUCUGUGAUGCCUGGUACUCAUCUAUAAUUGCUGUUACAAUUCAAGAGGGGCAAAACAAUAUUGUUAUUAUCAUAUAUAAACAACUUUCGGCCCUUUCAUUCAUUUUCGAAAAAAGAUUCGAUAUUUAUAAACGAUUGUUAAGUAUUAUUGAAAAGAGAAUCUCCAAUAUUCCAAUAGAAUGGUUUCUUCAAUCAGCAUCAUUUGUAGGCAAUCUUGAGCCCUAUAUUAUUAAAGAUUUCACCAAGGUCUUUAAUGAAAAAUUGAAUCCGCUUAUUGGUGCCACUGACGAUAAAUUAAUUUCAAUUAUCGCUCAGAUAUGCGAUUCAUCAGACCCACCAUUGAUUAUACCUAAUCA